This is a messenger RNA of Asparagus officinalis (garden asparagus), 1598 nucleotides long. RefSeq lists its product as uncharacterized. Gene Ontology annotation, biological process: defense response. The record is from RefSeq and is a predicted model, not a curated record. Lineage: Eukaryota; Viridiplantae; Streptophyta; Magnoliopsida; Asparagales; Asparagaceae. Bases 816 to 1598 code for a protein of 260 amino acids. The transcript is spliced from 8 exons.
CAUGUUCAACUUCUGCAGGGAGUCGAGAGGAAGGAGAAUUGCCAGCUGAUGCUGCUUCUCCCGGAGGUAUGGAAAUUGAGGAAACAAGCUUCGUCCAACAAAUGCAUGAUGCUCUGAAGGAAGGAUCGGCUGAUGUUCCACCCACUCCUGACGUUGAUCCAUCAGCUGCGGACACAGGUACUGAUCUUUCUCCUCUCGGAAGAGAAAUCCGAGAAAUGAAUGAGUCGGACCGUGUGCCUCCUCUAAUGACCUGUGCGCUUUCUCUCCUUUUAGUCAAAUUAAAAGAAGCAGGUACCAGUAGUGGAGCUCUCGAAUCAGCCCCGACCAAUGAAGGUAAAAUCGAUCUUUGUCUUGGGCAGAUUCGUCUAAAUUUACAUGUUAUUUAUGGUUCCUCAUGUUCUUUAGACAUCCCGAUGCACGAGCCUAUUGAAGGAGAAGCUACCCAUGCCACCAAAGUCGAUGAUUUUAAUAAUUUCGACUUUAAUAUCUCAGAGGACGACCAUCAACAAAUCCUUGAUUCUCUGUUAGAGAAAGCCUCUGAUGCAACUAUCGGCUCAGAUGUUGGAAUUGGUUCAACGGAAGCCGGUCCUUCUGAGAGUAAGACUUUGGUUCUGUGAACUCCACAUAUAUAUAUACGUAUAUAUUUUGACUUGAUUAAUCAUAUAAGUGUCUGAAUUAUAGGACCAACUGCUGGAGCUGAUACUACUAUAAUUACUGGAACGUCUGAUCGGCCAGAGGGUAGCGAACUCGUGCCAUGGGCAGGAACUGAGGUUGAUUUGCAAUCAUCAGUUCUUGAGCCUCAACCUUCUACUCCUAUGGACCCUAUGAUGAUAGAAGUCACUGUCACUCCCCAGAUUAGUCCGGUCGCAACAAAAGCGAGACCAACUGAAGGCGUUGGUACGUCGGCUGAUGUUAUGCCUAUUGCUGAAUCAACUCUUAAAGAGCCUCUUAGCUUGGACCCGCCGUCUUCUGAAGCUUUAAUUGAAAAAGCCUCUGAUGUAGCGGGUGCAUCAACAGCUACCAUUCCUGAAUCAACCUUGGUUGUUCCGGAAAUCAGGUUACCAUCCUCGGGUGAACUAAGUCAUGCUGAAGGUUCUUCCAUCGAACUUGUUCCUUCAUCAUCAUUAUCAGAUCGCAUCCGAGCUUUGUUAGCAGACGAGGAUCCGGAUAAAGCCGGCAUUUGCUCUGAUCUCGACGGCUUCAUCUCCUUUUUGAAUUCUAUGGUUGAUCGUAUUCUCUCCAAAGGAUCGCGAUUUGAGAGUUUUAAGAAACCUCUUGAUUAUAUUCUAUCUCCUGCAGCUACUGGAGGAGUUGUAACUAUCCCCAACUCUUUCAAAGUUGUAGCAUUUGGGUUAGAGGCGGUGGCUGUUCUUGUUCACCUCUUACUUUCAUCUGUAACUAAUUACUUCAAUAAUUUAAGUGAGCUAGAGAUGAGAGUGCCACAUGCAGAAGCUAAAGUUUGCGAGGCGCCAAGCGCAGGUUUCAAAGGGCUUUACGCGAGCGAUACAAAUUGUGCGCAAAUCUGCAUCACCGAGGGCUGGACUGGCGGCUAUUGUGAAGGGCUGCGUCGUCGCUGCAUGUGCCAGAAACCCUGUUGA